Molecule: messenger RNA, 4505 nt
Organism: Microplitis mediator
Lineage: Eukaryota; Metazoa; Arthropoda; Insecta; Hymenoptera; Braconidae
Exons: 10
Coding region: 257-4204 (1315 amino acids)
Cellular component (GO): cytoplasmic microtubule
Molecular function (GO): histone binding
Source: RefSeq, a predicted model, not a curated record
UGACGAUUAAUAAUUUGUACAAGUUUUCAAAUCUGUGUAGUUUUGGUUAAAAAAGCCACAGAGAGAAGAAUGUGAAACUGUGGGGCAACGACAUAUAUAUUACAAAAUAUAUAAUAAAUAUAUAUAAUAUGUAUAUUUAAAAAUACAAAGUAGUCGAGUGAUAAAUGCUGUUGGUUAAAGAUAUAUAUUUAUAUAUAAAUAUAUUUGAUAUAUUUAUGUUUCGUUAAUUAAGACACUUGUUAAAUAAAUAAAUAAAAUGCCUAGUGGUGAGGUUAUUUGUUUAUCAUCAGAUGAUGAAGAAGAUUUACCAAUGAAAAAUUUAGUCGACUGUGACUCAUCGCCAUCAAAAAUUCAAUUAACGCCAUCGGUGCAACUGAUAAAACGCGAAAACUCGGGUACGAAACGCAAGAUAUCCGGAGAUGAGAUAACGUUGAAAAAACUCAAAGUUGAUUCAACGGAGACGUGGAUUGAAACGGCAAAGACUAAAAAUAACGACCACUUAAGUACAAAUUCAAAUAAUUCAACUGCUAGAGUUGAUAGUUCAAGUAAAUCAAAUUUUAAAAAUAAUGUCACAAAUUCUACUGAUAAAAAUGAUAGCACUAGUGUUGCGUCAACUUCAAAUGGCCAUAAACAUAUAAAGCCAUUUAGAGUAACGACAAGUGAAGAAAAUUCUGGGGAUGUAAAAAUACCGACGCUGGUUGUCAAGACAAAGCAGCCAGUUAACGUUGAGAACGGACAUGAAAACGUAUUUUCAAUGUUUAUAGGCCAGUGCUUGUCACGAGAGCGCACCUCUGACAUGCACAAAGUUGUGGAAAAAUUGAAGAGAAAGUACGAGCAGCUAGACACUGCCUAUGCAAACUCAGAGGCGUUUGCUGAUUUGUUGAACGAGAAACGUCAUCUUCUGGAACUGGAAAAAGGCGCGGUCUAUAUGCAUAUCAAAGACGUCCUGGAUGAGAUGAAGAUCAGAAAAGCCGGUCGCAAAUCAGCGGUAUGCAAAUCGGAACCUGAUGCUACUGAUGCUGAUGCCAAUGCUGAUGCUGAGGAAGUUGAUGCGGCUGUCGAAGGGAUGGACGAGAAGGAACGCGAGCACUUCCGGAAACAAGAGAUGAAGAUCAAGAGACUGGAGAAGACUAUGGAACUUGUCCAGAAACGGAUUAAAAAGUAUGAAGCCGAGGAAGUUGAUUGGAAUGACGAGGACGACUCGAUGUAUAUGAAACUAGAGAGGUACAAAAAGCGAAUGGUAGAGCUGUACAACGCCUGGUGUAAGUUGACUGCCAACCACGAGGACGCCGGGAGAUCGUACCUGCGUCCAAAGCAUGUCAAGCUCACUGGUAUUGUUACUGUCGAUCAAGCGAUUAACAGUUUCGUUAACUCGAGACUCAAAAAACGAAGUUCUCUUUCGAAUCAGGGGGGCAAAGAUGAUUUUUUCCCGGACUAUGUUGACAUUUUAAAUUUAAUUCACACGCACAAUGUCAAUCAUAACUUAGGAAUGAGUAAAAUAAGAGAAAGUGCUGCAGCUAAAAGUGCGUUCGUAAAAUUGGGUGAGUACUUAAAAAGUGAACGACAGCAAGAUUUUUACGACACAUUUUCAAUGUGGUAUGAAAAUGACGAGGAUCCGGCACAGAAGGAUCCGGAAUUGCUGUCGAAAUUACAAGAAAAUCGUGAGCAUGGUGAGAAAAAAUUAAAUGAAGUUUUCGAUGAGUACACGAGGAAGCAGGAGGAGUUAAAUGCCAGUGGUAAGUCGGAAGAAGUUAAAGGAACUGAUGAUGAGGAUGAGGAUGAGGAUGAGGAAGAUGAAGAAAGAGACGAAGGAGAUGAUGAAAGGGAUGUCAGUGAUGCUGAAGUUGUUGACUUAGAAAGUGAUAAUUCUGCGGCUGAGGAUGCGGACGCUGAUAAAGAAAACGGUGAUAAAAAUACGAAUGGUAAAGAUAAGAGUAGUGAUAAGGUAGCAGAAGAACCGGAAAUAGUAGAAACUGCAGAAACAAUUUGGCUGGAAUCAAAGACAGAUAAAGUUUUAUCUUGUGAUUCUGGGAAAAUUAAAAAAAAUUUACCGAGUACUUCAAAACAGUCAGCAUCGACUUCGACUUCGUUUAAUAAUUCUGAUAAUAAAAGUUAUAAAUCAAAAGUGGAUAAUACUGAUGACGACGCACAUGAGGACUGCGAUGACAAAGCUGAUGAUAAACCCGUCCUGAAGUUAAGGUCAUUCGCUAAACCGCCAGAAUUCUGGGCCAACUCUCAAGAGAUUAAGGAGUCUGACUGGGAAGAAGAACCGGCACCAAGAGUUCAAGGCGGAAAUGAUUCAUCAAUCGAAGUUAUUCACAUCGAUAUAUCGGGUGAUAAAUCACCGAAGACUGCGAGGACUGUUGCGCCUAAUCAGACGGUUCAGCCGACACCAGCCAACACGACCAAGAAAAUACUUUAUACAAGGAUGGUACCAGUUCCUACUAGUAGGUUGUGCCGACUGAGUACCGGAGAUCCUGUUCUAAAGAGCCCAGUGGCCACGUCGACGCCAAAUUUAAAUUCAAAUUCAAAUCCAAAUCGACAUCCGCGGGCUGGUGACUCGACUCCGAAACGUCCAGUAGAAGCGCCGAUGCCAAAUCGUCCUAUUCAAGCUUCGAACACUGCCAGUCCCGCUGGACCCGGAGCUGGACCCGGAGCUGGACCCCAGCGCAAGGAGUUAAAGCCUGUGACUUUUUUUAGAAACAACAACCAAAAUAAUGUACCAGUUGGACAGCCAACUGAGCAAACUGCGACGAGUAGUUCAGUGACUAAUGGACGCGUCGCUCCGACUGUUACCAGCUUGCAAACCUUUAGGAAAACUGACGUUAAAAAGUUACAACGUGCUAAUUCUAAAAACAUUUUUAAUAAUGAUCUUAAUUCUAAUUAUAAUUUAAAUAGUAUUACGUCUAAUAGCAAUAGCACUAGUAAUAAUAAUAGUAAUCCGAGGAAUAAUGUCGGUAAUAAAAGUGGAACAAGUGGACAGAGACAAGUUAUAAAUCCUAUGGCUGCACGAAAAAUUGUUGAUCGUCCAAUCAAUAGAACUGACGUCAAUGUGAAUAAUUUAAAUAGACUAACACCUCGAAAUGGACAGAUUUUGGUUAUGACGACAUUGAAAGGAAUUUUUCCCAAUCCAAAACCGCCGAGAAAAAAAAAUUUCCUGUAUGAAAAUGUAAAGAGUUUGCGUAAAAUGGAAAAAUACAACGCCAAGGAAACGGAAAAAGAUGAUGCUGAUAAACUGGGAGCCAAAACUGGAGCCAGACAGAAUAAGUAUCAACAUGUUGCACCGAGGGUUUACUCAAGUGGCCGAGGGUCAAGCGCAAUUUCUACCAAUAGUUCGGUUAAGAAUAAUAUUAAUUGCAGUAGAAUUAGUUUGAGCGGUAAAUCGAGCGCGCCGAGUCUGGUCAAGACUGCUGAUAAAAAAUCAUGUAUUUCAUUGAACUCUCAUCACAUUAAUUCUGCUGAUAAACGUGAUAAUAAAUCGAAGACUAAAGAGAGAUAUAAGUCACAGUGUAAUUUAAAUAGUAGUUUGUUAAACUUGGAUAUUAAUCGUGAGACUGAUUCUACGGAGAAAAAAAAGUCACGUAGUUUAGGUAUACAGACAUUGGACACCAAUGAUUUAGAUAGUUUGUACUCCAAAGGUAUUAUUAGAUAUCCAUCAAGUAGAAGUCGAGAAGAAAAAUCCUGCAAAGACGUUGAUCAAGUGGAUUUAAAUCUUGAGUUGGAUAGAAAUAGUUCACCUACAAGAUGUCUGGGUAGUAAGCAAGAUUUAACAGAACCUUCACCGGGAAAAGAUAAAGAUUACGUCAAAAUGAAUAAAGAAAAAAUAACAGUCGCUGCAAGACUGGCUGCUCAAUUAAACAAUGGCGUCGUACCACCCAAUUAUCGCAAAGGAGUUGUUCCAAAAUAUAUACUUGAGAGAAAAGAAGAACAGCAACAAAAAAUAGAACAGGCAAAGUUGGAUGCAGCGAACUCUGAUUGCCCACCGGGUCAUAUUCCGCUGCCUGAUAAUGAACGUAAAGAAACGUUACGUUUAUUAAAAAAAAAUUACCAGGAGUUAGUAAAUGAAUUGAAUAAGAUGCCAAUAAGAUCAGACACUCUCCGUUGUCAGAUGAAGAAAAUGGAAAUUGAAAAACAAUUAACUAAAUUAGAAGAAGGUAUUAAAAUAUUUUCGCGCCCUAAAGUAUUCGUUAAAACGGACGGAUAAUUAACUGAGCGAUAGCGCGAUGUAACGAAACAUUCCACCGAUCACCGAUUGCCAAUAGCAUUUAAGUAUACAAUUUAUAAAUAAUUACACACCGAGUGCCUUGUAUAUAAAUAUAUAUGUUUAUAUAUGUUACAAAUACUAGGCAAUUAAUUAAUAGAUUAAUUAUUUACAUGUAAACACUUGAGACUUUGUAAAUAAUUGUACUAUAGUGCGAAGCUUAAAAAUAAUAAUCAUCUAGUCUGAUGUACAAUUAAAUUGAAAAAGACUUAUGUCGAGUACAAAAUAAACACAAAGUAUUUUU